Molecule: messenger RNA, 1269 nt
Organism: Wallemia mellicola CBS 633.66
Lineage: Eukaryota; Fungi; Basidiomycota; Wallemiomycetes; Wallemiales; Wallemiaceae
Exons: 2
Coding region: 1-1269 (422 amino acids)
Biological process (GO): glycosphingolipid biosynthetic process
Molecular function (GO): hexosyltransferase activity
Source: RefSeq, a predicted model, not a curated record
AUGCAUAAAAAGUACGCCUCUAGUCGUGACUUCAAGUCUUCAAGGGAUGGCAAGUUCAAGUGGAGGAAUAGGAAGGGUGUUAGAUUAGCUACAAAAUUGUUGCUAGCACUCUUAGCUUUCAGCUUGAUACUUUUCUUCUGGACUUUUGAACUCCACAUCGAAUUAGCGAAAUACAGACGUGGAUGGAUAAAAACAGAAAUAAAAACUACAAAACCACUUGGAGGAUGCUUUAACAAUAUCAGCAAAGCUUACGAUGAGCGUCAGUUGACUUCACCCAAGUACAAUCAACUACAAUCCGGUUUAGCGUAUAAGCAUGGCUUUGAUUGCUAUGGUCACUCUCGUUUAGUGCAAAUGCAACCUGGACAAGGGAAGGUACGCUCUACAAUUCACUUAUAUUGGAGAUCAGACAUUGCUGCUCUUGGAUAUAGGGAGAAAAUUCUCCUUGAUUCUAUAUUCGCAACACAGGAUUUAGAUUUCGUUGAUGUUAAACUCUGGAGUAAUGGAGAUUUGAGAAGGUUUAAUGGAGAGUUCCUUGAUCAAUAUCUUCAUGAUUUCCCCCAUCAUUUCACCGUUGAUACCGUUGAUUUGAAGGAUCUAUCGAAAGGUACACCAUUGGAAGAUAGCAAUAGACUCAACUUGAAUGACCAAAGAGCAUGGUUAGAUGGUGACGUUGUUAGGAUUCUUCUUUUAUGGAACUAUGGUGGUGUUUGGGUUGAUAUGGAUAGUAUCAUGACAAGAGAUCUUCAACCAUUACUUGAACAUGAGUUUGUCACACAGUGGGAUUGCUAUGACAAACCAUAUUCACCUCUAAAUGGUGCAAUGAUGCAUUUCAAGAAACACUCACCAUAUCUUUGUGAAAUGAUGCACAUAAUGCAAAAUGAUGAAGAACCUCGUCAAGGUUCUACAGAUUGGGGCGCAUUAUUAUAUCAUAAAACUCAUCGUAGAUUAUUGAAUAACGAUCCACCUAUAAAACCUUUCGAAAUCUUACCAUAUUGUUUCACAGAUGGUAGAAGCUGUAGGUUGGAUAAUAGAAUAUCAGAUCCUUUCGAGAAAGACCCAAGCUACAGUGAUCUCCACUGGUCACAAUUUAGAGAGAGAUUGUCCUCAAUAUUUGCAAUCCAUUUGCAUGGACAAUAUAAAAAGAAGAUACCUGAAGAUGGUUGGUUGGAACGUGAAGUUAUCGAUAACCAAAGGAGAAAGAUAUCAAGAAUGUCUUUACCAUUAAUGACAUAUGCCAAGAGCGACCCAUUUAAUAACUCAAAUCUAUAA